ACCGAUUCCUGCGUGACAUUCACAGGCAGCGGCAACUAUUCCGCACAAUGGUGUCGAUUCAAAGUUUGCGUAAUAGGCUCGUGGGCUUACUAGACACGUAUAAGGAGCUUGAAUCGCAGUCUCAGCUCAAGGCCGACGAACUUGCCAAAUGUAAAUUAGAGAGAUUGAAGUACGAGUCCCAACUGUCUGAGUUGUACAAUACGCUCACGAGAAAAGAGCGACAGCUGGAAGACAUUGAACAAAAAAUACGCGAGAAUGAAACCAAGACGUCGGAAUUAGACAAAUCAGCUGCUGAGUGCCAGAAGUUUGUUUGCAGGCCUCCAGUUACCCUUUUUGCCCACAGGACCAGCGAACUCUUAACCGAAAAACUUCAAACUCGUGACGAUGUUAUUGAAGAACUCCAGUCUAAAACAGAAGAUGCGAAGGCGAGGACUGUUUCAGCAGCCCAAACAUACUCAGCGACGAUUGAUCGAUUGCGUGAUGCACAAACCGCAAGCGAACGAUUAGAGAAACGAGAAGAAGAACUUCAGCGGGUUGUCCAAGAGCUGGAUAAGGAGAGUGCUUUGCUCACUGCAAAAAUCGCUCGGAUGGACGCCUAUGUUGCAGAGGCGAACACCCGUCAGGCAGCACUGGAGGAAGCGGUUUCCAAACUGUCCGAACGGCUGGAUUCGGCAAACGCACGAACAAAUGAGGCAGAGACUGCGGCCGAGGAAUUGAGUUUGGAAUUGGCGUUUCUGGAAGAGGAGGCGAACGACUGGAAACAAAAGAGCCUUCAAUUGCAGCAGCAACUCGAUAUGAUGCGCGUAACAAUGCAGACGGUUUGAAUGCGUCGGUUCCAUGGAUCUGUCUUAAUCAUUCUCGCCUACCUAGGGAUGUUGACAAUUUGUGAUCUUGUCUCUCUAGGCCAUUUUCCAACACGCCACACCUCCCCAGGCUUAAUCUAAUUUCACUCGAUUUGCGGCAUUCCGCGGGCGACUAGCCUGUUUCAGCAUGGUCAUCCUGGCUGCGAUCUUCCAGCAUGAGUUACAUGCAUGUCGCACGAACAUGGGCCCGCUUCUAUGCUUUGGACAUUCAUUCCGCAUUCCCUGUCAAUUGUUGCAUUGUGGUGCAUGUUCCGUUCGGCUUCUAGCUUUGUUUUGUUUUGGUGCUGCCGCCGCCCGGUUCAUCGAUCCGCUAUCUCAUUCUCAUUCGUUAUUUUCUGUUCUCGCUAUUGUUAUUCUAAUUGUUAUCUUUAGUAACCCCUGAUGUCCCCUCCCCCCCCGCUUAUUCCUAUGCAGCCGUUAUAGGAUUUUCCUUUUGUGUCUCGCAUUCUCAGUCAGUUGCACAGGGUAAACAACUAAGAUGUGC
Opisthorchis viverrini is the source of this 1347-nucleotide messenger RNA. RefSeq lists its product as hypothetical. The coding region runs from base 48 to 824 and encodes 258 amino acids. The record is from RefSeq and is a predicted model, not a curated record. The transcript is spliced from 7 exons. NCBI's taxonomy places the organism in Eukaryota, Metazoa, Platyhelminthes, Trematoda, Opisthorchiida, Opisthorchiidae.